AUGCUCCGCAGGGUUCCUGCCCUGAAUGGUCCCACCCCCACCCCGCAUCUGCCCCCGCCUUCGAACCUGCGACGGAUCCCACCCCUGCCCCCGCAUCUGCCCCCGCCUUCGAACCUGCGCCCGAUCCCACCCCGACCCCGCAUCUGCCCCCGCCUUCGAACCUGCGCCCGAUCCCACCCCGACCCCGCAUCUGCCCCCGCCUUCGAACCUGCGCCCGAUCCCACCCCGACCCCGCAUCUACCCCCGCCUUCGAACCUGCGACCGAUCCCACCCCGACCCCGCAUCUGCCCCCGCCUUCGAACCUGCGACCGAUCCCACCCCGACCCCGCAUCUGCCCCCGCCUUCGAACCUGCGACCGACCCCACCCCCGACCCCGCAUCUGCACCCACCUUCGAACAUGCGACCGAUCCUACCCCGACCCCACACCUGCCCCCGCCUUUGAACCUGCGCCUGAUCCCACCCCGACCCCGCAUCUGCCCCUGCCUCCGAACCUGCGACCGAUCCAACUCCGACCCCGCAUCUGCCCCUGCCUUCGAACCUGCGACCGAUCCAACUCUGACCCUGCAUCUGCCCCCGCCUUCGAACCUGCGACGGAUCCCACCCCUGCCCCCGCAUCUGCCCCCGCCUUCGAACCUGUGA
Molecule: messenger RNA, 639 nt
Organism: Caretta caretta (loggerhead turtle)
Lineage: Eukaryota; Metazoa; Chordata; Testudines; Cheloniidae
Source: RefSeq, a predicted model, not a curated record